AGUGUUGCAAAAGUUCCCGAUUUUUCGGGAGAUCUACUGAUUUCGGCUCUUCCCUCCCGAUAUACCGAUUUCACGACUAAAUCUCCCGAAUUUCAGUUAUGCUUUUAUUUAAAACAAAAUUUGUGGCAACACUAAAAUAUCUAGUAACACUGAAGCGAUUUAAUGGGAUUCCCCAAGACUUCUCGUACGUCCUUUCAAUACCGCGGUAUACUUAAAAUAUAAUAGAUCGAAGUGCUUUUGAAAUAAGGUUCAUAAUUGUUUGAUGAGUGUACGGGGGAACUUACCUUAAAAUGAGAUGGUCGAGAACGAGUUGUUUGCUGAAUGUACAAAGAUAUUAUUCACUUUAUUGUUGUUUCGUCAGUUCGCUAGUGUACAGUACAGGUUUUAUUGCAUUACUUUCUAUUGUCUCACAAUGUCCGAUACCUAUGAUUCGGAUGGAAAUACGAAUACACCAAGUACUAGCACUGGAGCUAAACGGAAAAAAUACGCCCAAAAUUAUAAAGUGGAAUGGGAAUCACGGCCAGAAUGCUGUAAUUGGCUUACAAAAAGUUUGAAAGAAAAAAAUUACGCAUAUUGCAAAAGUUGUAAUAAAGAUAUUAAUAUUUCUUCUGGCUUCGACGCUGUUAAAAGGCAUGCCGCUUCCCAGAUUCACAUUAAAAGUGUCAAAUGCAUUGCGGACCAACCUAAGAUGACUAAUUUUGUGAAUCGAGAAAUGAUACAACUCAAACAUCAAGUGAGAGAAGGUGAAAUUCGGAUGGCCGGCUUUGUUGCUGAACACAACUUGCCAUAUGCAAUAACUGACCAUCUGGGCAAGUUAAUACAGAAGAUUUGUCCAGAUUCGAAAGUUGCUAAAAAUAUGAAGUGUUCUCGCACCAGAAUUCAAGCUGUCGUAAAUAAUGUAAUCGGACAAGAAGGCUUUAAUACUCUCUGCGAAGAUCUACGACAGGUGAAGUUCUCUUUGAUAAUUGACGAGUCCACCGAUAGGAGUACCACCAAACAUCUGUGUCUCGUAGUCAGAUAUAUAAAAAAAAAUCAUGUAGGAGAUUAUUUUUUUGGGCUUAUCCCUGUUGUGACUGCUGAUGCAACUACAUUACAUAAAAGCAUUGUAGACUUUUUUGAACAAUAUGACAUUCCGUUUCGACAAAAUCUCAUAGGCUUUGCUUCUGAUGGUGCAAGUGUUAUGAUGGGACGUCAUCAUUCAGUAAUGACGCUAUUAAAAGCUGAUAUACCACAUUUAUUUAUAAUAAAAUGUAUAUGUCAUUCGUUCCAUUUGUGUGCGUCAUACGCUUGCAACAAAAUACCUCGUUUUGUUGAAGAAGUUGUAAGGGAAAUAUAUAAUUAUUUUUCUUCCAGUCCCAAAAGAUCUGCUGAAUUUAAAGAAUUUCAAUUAUUCUGUAAUUUAAAAAUACAUAAAUUAUUACAUCCUUGUCAGACGAGGUGGCUGUCAGUACACGCCGCUAUAUCUAGAAUUUUGGAGCAAUAUCAAGCCUUAAAAUUAUUUUUCAUUAAUGCGUCGCUAAAUGACGAUAUUGCAACAGCUACAAAUAUAUUAAACAAACUAAACGAUCCAUUAACAUUACUCUUUCUACAAUUUUUAGAUUUUGUUUUACCUAUUUUUAAUAAAUUAAAUCGAGAAAUGCAAUCUGAAUCAGCAAGAAUACACAUGUUGUAUUCCCAAGUUUGUGUUAGUUUAAGAACUUUGUUCGAUUGUUUUUUGAAAAAAGACUAUUUAGAAAAAAAUAAUCUAGAAAACAUUGAUUAUAAAAACCCACAUAAUUUUCUAGCUAUAGGAGAUGUUUAUUACGGAGCAAACGCCAUUAAUACUUUGCUUACUGACAAGAGAUUAACGGCUGAACAAAUUCAUUUGUUCCAAACCAGAUGUAUUCAGUUCUUUAUUGAAGCGUCCGAUCAAAUAAUACAAAGAUUUCCAAUCAAAAAUAAUCCUCUAAAGGAUUUGGGAGCUUUGUCUCCAGAAAACGUAAAAAAAGGCGAACUGCCAUCUAUAGUUCCAUUAUGUAGGCAGUUCCCAAAUUUAAUGGACACUAAUAAUUACCAAUGCAUAGAUACAGAAUGGCGUUUGCUUCGCAAUAUGAAAGAAAUUGCGUUGUUUUCUGACAAAACUGAGGAAUUUUGGGCUAGCGUUAACAACAUGAAAUAUGGUGAUGGUACGCUCAUAUUUAAAAACAUCUGUUCCUUCGUCUUCAAAAUAUUAUCUUUGCCCCACUCUUCUGCCAAUGUAGAAAGAAUUUUCUCUUCAAUAAAUCUGAUGAAAACCAAAACCCGCAAUAAAUUAUCCACAGAAUCUAUAGUAGGGCUUCUUCACACUAAACGUGUUGUAACAGAAGAAGAUCAAACAUGUUUUAAUUUUGAUAUUGAAAAGAAAAUGUUCGAAAAAAUUGCUUCAAAGAGAUGGUAUGAGGAUGAGGAUAAAUAAACCUUAAUAAUAUAAAUAUAUCUUUAUUGUUUAAUAAAGUAAUAAGAGCCUAAAAUGCAUUUAUUUUAUUUUUUAAAACCUCCCGUUUUCUCCCGAUUUUUGGCAUAAGAAUCUC
Molecule: messenger RNA, 2549 nt
Organism: Pieris napi
Lineage: Eukaryota; Metazoa; Arthropoda; Insecta; Lepidoptera; Pieridae
Exons: 2
Coding region: 296-2434 (712 amino acids)
Source: RefSeq, a predicted model, not a curated record